This is a messenger RNA of Fonticula alba, 936 nucleotides long. RefSeq lists its product as hypothetical. Gene Ontology annotation, molecular function: proteasome-activating activity; ATP hydrolysis activity; ATP binding. Gene Ontology annotation, cellular component: proteasome regulatory particle, base subcomplex. Gene Ontology annotation, biological process: proteasome-mediated ubiquitin-dependent protein catabolic process. NCBI's taxonomy places the organism in Eukaryota, Rotosphaerida, Fonticulaceae. The transcript has 6 exons. Bases 1 to 936 code for a protein of 311 amino acids. The record is from RefSeq and is a predicted model, not a curated record.
AUGUUCUUUGACAAGAAGAAGAACGAAAAGGAUAAGGAUAAGUCCAAGAAGAAGGAGCCCCCUGUUCCGACCCAGCUCGGGCGGAAGAAGAAGCGCCGUGGCCCCGAUGCUGCCCACAAGCUCCCCACCAUCACCCCCAACACCCGCUGCCGUCUCAAGCGCCUGCGCCUGGAGCGCGUGAAGGACUUCCUCCUGAUGGAGGAGGAGUUCGUCGCCAACCAGGAGCGUCUGCGCCCGGCUGACGGCGAUGCCCGCGGGCAGAAGGACCGCGCCCGGGUGGACGACCUGCGCGGCGCCCCGAUGAGCGUCGGCACCCUGGAGGAGAUCAUUGACGACCACCACGCCAUCAUCAGCAGCGCCGUCGGCCCGGAGUACUACGUCGGCAUUGCCAGCUUCGUGGACAAGGACCAGCUGGAGCUGGGUGCCAGUGUUCUUUUGCACAGCAAGACCAUGUCCAUUGUCGGUGUCCUGCCCGACGACACGGACCCCAUGGUCUACGACUCGCAUUCCGGUGGUGAGCGUGAGAUCCAGCGCACCAUGCUGGAGCUCCUCAACCAGCUGGAUGGUUUCGACGCGCGCGGCGAUGUCAAGGUCUUGAUGGCAACCAAUCGCAUCGAGUCUCUGGACCCGGCGCUCAUUCGCCCGGGCCGUAUCGAUCGCAAGAUCGAGUUCCCUCUGCCCGACAUCCGGACCAAGCGCGGCAUCUUCAACAUCCACACCGCCCGCAUGACCCUGGCCCCGGAUGUGGACCCGGAGGAGUUGAUCACCACCAAGGACGACCUGAGUGGUGCCGAUAUCAAGGCCGUCUGCACGGAGGCCGGCCUGCUGGCCCUGCGCGACUUCCGCAUGCGUGUCACCGCGGCCGACUUCCGUGCCGCCAAGGAGACCGUCAUGUACCGCAAGCAUGACAACACUCCGGAGGGCAUGUACCUGUGA